Blumeria graminis f. sp. triticale is the source of this 96-nucleotide messenger RNA. Lineage: Eukaryota; Fungi; Ascomycota; Leotiomycetes; Helotiales; Erysiphaceae. The record is from the annotation of a GenBank genome assembly.
AUGACAGCCUUUCUCAGCUCUCAAACACAAUCCCCCAGUUUCCGUGCCGUAGUUGUUCCGGCGUUAAUUCCAUCCAAAUUGCUAGUGUUCCAUUGA